AUGUAUGAGAUGAAGAUAAGUCUACAGAGGCCUGAUGAGGUGACCCUGACCAGUCAUCAUCUGAAGAGGGUCAAGGAUGAACCAGUGCUGGGGAAACCAACAUCCUCCUCCUGUCAGAUGGAUGAACCAGCGCUGGGGAAACCAACAUCCUCCUCCUGUCAGAUGGAUGAACCAGCGCUGAGGAAACCAACAUCCUCCUCCUGUCAGAUGGAUGAACCAGCGCUGAGGAAACCAACAUCCUCCUCCUGUCAGAUGGAUGAACCAGCGCUGGGGAAACCAACAUCCUCCUCCUGUCAGAUGGAUGAACCAGCGCUGAGGAAACCAACAUCCUCCUCCUGUCAGAUGGAUGAACCAGCGCUGAGGAAACCAACAUCCUCCUCCUGUCAGAUGGAUGAACCAGCGCUGGGGAAACCAACAUCCUCCUCCUGUCAGAUGGAUGAACCAGCGCUGAGGAAACCAACAUCCUCCUCCUGUCAGAUGGAUGAACCAGCGCUGAGGAAACCAACAUCCUCCUCCUGUCAGAUGGAUGAACCAGCACUGAGGAAACCAACAUCCUCCUCCUGUCAGAUGGAUGAACCAGCACUGAGGAAACCAACAUCCUCCUCCUGUCAGAAGGAUGAACCAGCACUGAGGAAACCAACAUCCUCCUCCUGUCAGAAGGAUGAACCAGCACUGAGGAAACCAACAUCCUCCUCCUGUCAGAAGGAUGAACCAGCACUGAGGAAACCAACAUCCUCCUCCUGUCAGAAGGAUGAACCAGCACUGAGGAAACCAAGAUCCUCCUCCUGUCAGAUGUUGUGCAUACAGAACAAAGAGACCAGCUAG
Molecule: messenger RNA, 825 nt
Organism: Salmo salar (Atlantic salmon)
Lineage: Eukaryota; Metazoa; Chordata; Actinopteri; Salmoniformes; Salmonidae
Source: RefSeq, a predicted model, not a curated record